AUGGAUAAGUGGGCACCCAUCGCACCCUCGAAACCAGGAGGACCUUCAAACUCCCAUAAUCUAUCGUCCCGUUUCGCUUCGGUCCUCAAACCUUCCAAACCAUCGGCAAGAGGAUCCGUAUCUUCAGGUCCGUUGGUCGGACGAUGGCCCGAAAAUGUCAUAUUGCGGAUCAUAGAGUUCCUUCCCGUACCAGAUCUACCAAAUGUAGCGAGGGCGAAUAGAUCUUUGGCGAGGUUGGUCAAGGAUGAAAGAGGAUGGGAAGUGAGAUGUAAAUGGUUAGGACUGUCACCUGACAAUUCUACUACAUCACCUAGAAAAAACAGUACGCAAAAACCUCUACCCACGCAAACACCUAAAAAAUCAUCUUUCUCCAUCCCAACCAAAUCUCGCGCAUCGAUAGACGACGAUUUUGGUGAUUUCUCUUCUCAAGCAAACAACAACAACACCAACAACAAUGAUGUAUUUGAAGAAGUAGACUUUGGUGAUUUCGAAGCUGCCAAACCUAAUGGCUCUUUUACUGGAUCAUCUAAAGGAAACAACUUGUUGGACUUUGAUGAUUUACCUUUACCUUCCAACUCGAAAUCUAUAACUGGCGGUCAACAGAAAACUGGUUUCUUCGCUUUGAUACCUACACCGACCAAACCGAAAUUCUCUUCGUCUUCUUCGUUCUCUUCUUUUUCUGCGGCAGCAUUGGGUAAUCCACCUGGACCAUAUUACAACUCCUAUAAGAAUCAUCAUCUAUCGAUGAUACCGUAUUGUAAUCAUUUACGAUCAUCCCCUUCUCCCAGCUCGACAUUAUCCCUCCUGUUCCCUCCCAACAGACCAUCUUCACUAGAUGAACAGUCCACUCUGCUUUUGAGCUUGCUAUUGUUCCUGUCUAGUAAACUUCAGCCGUUAAGAGAUUGGGGUUUUCUACGGCAAGCUCUGCUCGCGGCCGCAGAUAGAUUCGAUUCGACUUGUCUUGUAGCGUUCGAGGUUUCAGAUUCGAAGAAGGACGAAAGUGGUAUGAGACUAGCGGCGGAAAGUAGUUGGAAAGUAUGGGAUGCAGGGGGUGGAUCCAGGGAUCAAUGGGAAUGUGGGAGAGUAUGGGUAGAGAAGAGAGAAGUGUUUUACGAUACUGCCAGAUGGGAUUCUUCAGAGAAUAUUGUUAAAGUGCAAACGACCACAGGAGCGACCACUCGUCAACUCGAUUUCACGCCCAUGGAUGCAUUCAUUUCUCACGUGUUAGAAGCUUUCAGGAUGGAUGCAGAAUUUGCGAAAAGAGUUUUCCCACAGAACGCAAGAGUCAUCUUGUCUUUCUGCGAUAGAGUCGCAAGUGAUGUGAUCGGGGAAUACAUUCAUCCGUUAUUGUCGCAAGCUAGAGCUGUAUCUCAGGAUCUCUUCCUGCAAGCAACAGCAGCUACUUUCGUACAGGCCUGGAAAUUAGUCGAUCUGGUGAUGGAAGUGCUAGGGAAUGAUCAGACUACUAUAUCGAAAACGCAAGUAGAAGAUACAGUAUUUCGGAUGUUCGAACAGCACCUAGACGAGUAUUUGGACGAUGAGACAGAAAGAGUGAAACACCACCUAGAGGACAUAUGUAAGGCAUGGGAUCAACAGCUUGGAGCGACAGAUCCAGGACAAAAGCGUUCUCAUGGUUCCGGUCCUACAUUCUUAACUUCCGAAAACCCAGAUCAAGUCAAGAGAAAUGUGUUGGCAGGAUUCAAAGAUGCUCUUCUGCUUCCAGUGACCAUCGUACCGAGAACGGUCACGUUCGCUACCAAUGCCAUCGUGACUGGAUCAACACAAGCUGUUAGUGGACUGGCGAUGCUGAACCCCCAGAAGUGGACAGGAAGCGGAUCUAACGGGAAAUUGGUAAAGAAGGAAGGCGCGGGUGAAGAAGGUGGUGAUGUGGUGUUUGAAGUACCUGAUUCCGCUGAAAAUCAAGAAAAGUUCGAAGAAAAUGACGACGACGGUAACGGGAUCAAUGAGAAGAACGAUAGUUCUCUAUCUGUACCCAAUGACGACGAUACAACGCGGACGAUGACACCUAAUCCCGAAGGACCUAAAGAAGAUAACUCAUUUGAUAAAUUACAAUUGUUGGUAUCGCUUGAUACUGCUCUUGAACUCAUUCAGGCGGAUCGAGAUUCCUUGAAAAGAGCAGAAACGUUCGCUAAAUAUCCUGGAAGACCCGGAUUGCAUGUUAGAGAAGCUAUAGAAGAGAUCUUUAUUCUGUUGUUGAAGGCUGCGGGCGAUAGACAUAUUGCACCUGGAUUUAGAAUAGCAACCUAUCAGAUGUCAACGUACAAACCCUCAGAACACGAGACAACGACGUCCGUCGCUCCAUUGUUACAAUUCUUCGAAUUGGUUCACAUAGGAGAUACAAUCCAAUCGAUGAUCCAAGUGUAUUUCGAUAAAGAAUUAUCACCUUAUGUCGAUAAGACUGAUUUCCUGAAUGCCGUGAUGAGGGAGAAGAAGAGAUUCGAAAGUGUACUGGAUGAUGCGGUUGCGGCGGGCUUGAAUGCUGGGAUAGAGGUACUGAUGAAUCAGGUCGAGCAUAUUAUCAUCACCAAGACGGGACCUAGGGAGUAUUAUCCUGUCGAAGGCACACCAUUAGAGCUAGGUCCAACAAAAGGAUGCCAGGAAGCUAUCAAAUGUUUAGAGAUGCAUUGUAACCUCUUAAGAGGAAGUACUUCGAAGGAAGUUUUGGAAGUAUUCUAUCAAGAAGUAGGAAUUCGAUUACAAGCUAUUCUCCAAAGACACUUGAAAAGACAAAUAAUAUCCCUCGAAGGUGGAUUCCAGAUUAUAGCCGACCUGAACACUUAUCACGCCUUUGUGGCGUCAUUGAAACAGCAGAGGAUAACAGAAGAUUUUGCGAACCUGAAAAUGCUAGGACACGUUUAUAUCGUUAGUGACGCGAAGGAUUUGGCACAGAUCGUAAGGGAUGUUACGAGGUACGGAGGGACGUUCACCCCCGAGGAUAUAUACGAGUUUAUUCAGCGGAGAAGUGAUUGGAAAAAAAUUGAGAAAACGGUUGAUAAGGCAAUGUAUGCUCUCUCGGUUAGGGAAGAUUGUACCAUCAUGUAA
Molecule: messenger RNA, 3063 nt
Organism: Kwoniella botswanensis
Lineage: Eukaryota; Fungi; Basidiomycota; Tremellomycetes; Tremellales; Cryptococcaceae
Exons: 11
Coding region: 1-3063 (1020 amino acids)
Biological process (GO): exocytosis; Golgi to plasma membrane transport
Cellular component (GO): cytoplasm; exocyst
Molecular function (GO): protein binding
Source: RefSeq, a predicted model, not a curated record